CUUCUUCAAUUCAAUCUCUCAAUCCUUCUUCUCCUACAAAAUAUGUGGCACAGCCUCACUUCCUCUAAAACCAAACACGUCAGACCAAGAAUCAAAGCCACAGUUGAUAUUUCACCGCCGCCCGCGGCGCCUCUCUUCCCAGUUCUCUGAACAUGAAGGUCCGCGCCACAAGCUUAUCGUAUUCUGAUCACUUGUCACCUACAAAGUCCCCAUCUUUCGUAAAACUCACUGCUUUAUCCCUCAUAUCCCUCUCCUUCUUCUUCCUCCUCAGGUAUUUCUCUUUCAACCCCAUAACCGUGCUCCCCUCCUCCUUCUCCAUCCUUGACACCAUCACCGUCACCAUCAAUACUGGCACAACUGUGACCACCCAGUCUCAGCAGCCUGUUUCUCCGCCUGCGGCAGCUCGGCCAAGGUCGCAGGGGGAUUUCUUGGAAUGGAUGGGAAUUAUAGACGAGAAUGGCGUGAUGGCGGGGGAAUUUAUCGUUGGGGAUUUCGAAAGUGCCCUGGUGGAGACUGUGGCGAAUGAGAAUGAGGGAGGAGCAGAUAAAGACGAGGAUAGAGAGCUUGUAAAGGGAAAAUUUGAGAAAUUUGAAGUUUGUGAUGAGAACAUGAGCGACUACAUUCCUUGCUUGGACAAUGCGGAGGCUAUAUCGAAAUUGAGUUCGCCGGAGAGUGGGGAAAAGUAUGAGAGGCAUUGCCCGGAGAACCGGAAAAGAUUGGAUUGUGUGGUGCCCUGGCCCAAAGGGUAUAAAUUUCGAGUUCAUUGGCCGGAAAGCCGAGAUGAGGUUUGGGUUUCUAAUAUACCUCAGACUUCCUUGGUUGAUAACAAAGAAGGGCAGAAUUUGAUAUCAAGAAAUGGAAGUAAGUUCAUAUUUCCUGGAGGAGGAACUCAGUUUCCCAAUGGUGUAGAACAACAUUUGGAUCAAAUAUCCAAGAUGGUUCCAGAUAUUGCCUUUGGCAAACGCACACGCGUUGUCUUGGAUAUUGGUUGUGGCAUAGGAAGCUUUGGUGCUUAUUUGUCCAACCACAAUGUAAUCACAUUGUCUAUAGCUCCCAAAGAUGCUAGCGAUAACCAGGUUCAGUUUGCACUUGAGCGUGGUGUUUCUGCCAUGGUUUCUGGGCUUGCAACACGUCGGUUAUUGUAUCCUAGCCAAGCAUUUGAGUUGAUACAUUGUUCAAGAUGCAAAGUCAAUUGGAUCCGCGAUGAGGGAAUUUUGCUUCUUGAGGUGAACAGAAUGCUUAGAGCAGGAGGAUACUUUGUUCUAGCAGAACAGCCUGUUGACAAUCGAGAAAAAUCAAUCGAACAAUGGAGAGAAAUGGAGGAUCUUGCUAGUCGCCUUUGUUGGGAGCUUUUGAAGAAGGAGGCAGGCAUUGCUAUAUGGCAGAAGCCAUUGAACAACAGUUGUUAUCUCAACCGCAAUCCCACUGCAAAGCCUUCAUUAUGUGGAAACGACGAUGACCCCAAUGAUGUCUGGUAUGUGAAUAUGAAGGCGUGUAUCACACGUUUACCUGAGAAUGGCUAUGGAUCUAAUGUGACUGUGUGGCCUGCUCGCCUGAACUCUCCACCGGACAGGCUAUUUACCAUCAAAAUGGAUGCCAUCUUGUCUAGAAAGGAAAUAUACAAAGCAGACACACACUAUAUGUACGAUGUGGUUCGUGGAUAUAUUGGUGCUUUCCAUUGGAAAAAGUUCAGAUUCCGAAAUGUAAUGGACAUGAAAGCUGGAUAUGGAAGUUUUGCAGCAGCUUUAGUUGAUGCUGGGAUUGAUUGUUGGGUUAUGAACGUUGUUCCUGUCAGCGGUCCAAAUACACUCCCUGUUAUUUAUGAUCGCGGUCUCAUUGGUGUCAUGCAUGAUUGGUGUGAGCCAUUUGACACUUAUCCAAGAACUUAUGAUUUACUGAACGCAAUUGGUGUUUUCUCGGCAGAGAAGAAGAGAUGUAAUAUAUCAAACAUUGUGUUAGAAAUGGACCGAAUUCUGAGACCUGGAGGAAGAGUUUAUAUACGUGACCUCACACCUAUCAUUGAUGAACUAGAUGAAAUAGUGCAUGCAAUGGGAUGGGUGGCAUUCAAAUUCAAUGAUAGUGAAGGUCCUCAUUCUAACUGGAAGCUUUUAUCCUGUGAAAAACGCAUGUAGAUGGCGAACACCAGCCAAAUUGAUCAAACUGUUGACUUGGUAAUCAUAUAGUUACAAGUUCAACUUUCAGUAAAAGUGAUCUAUUGGUCUUAUUGAGUUGAGUCGGUCAGUUAUGGACAACUGGCUAGUUGGUAUAUCUCAUUUUAUUUCUUUGUAAUUUGUCAUAUAUAGUGUUGUCUUGUGUAAAUCCACAUCUCAGGUUCAAUUGAAAGAAGUAUGAAAGCCAGUAUUGAACCGAUUAAGGUGUACAAUACAAUACAAUACAAAAUACAUAGUACAUGAUUGUAAUA
Molecule: messenger RNA, 2422 nt
Organism: Ipomoea nil (Japanese morning glory)
Lineage: Eukaryota; Viridiplantae; Streptophyta; Magnoliopsida; Solanales; Convolvulaceae
Product: probable methyltransferase PMT10
Exons: 9
Coding region: 153-2132 (659 amino acids)
Cellular component (GO): cytoplasm; trans-Golgi network; endosome
Molecular function (GO): methyltransferase activity
Source: RefSeq, a predicted model, not a curated record